AUGACUGGCCGAGGAGGUGGUGCAGCUCGCAAGACACUGCUUGCGCCGAUUCACUUUAUCUUCAAACUCCUCCAGCAACGCUCAACAGUCUCCAUCUGGCUCUAUGAGCAGCUCGCAUUCCGCAUAGAAGGAAAGAUCAGAGGGUUUGACGAGUUCAUGAACCUUGUCGUUGACGACGCGGUGGAGGUCAAGCUAGCCACAAAAAGUGAGGAGGAGAAGAGACGGCCAUUAGGUAUGAAGACACACUAUCUUAGGUUCGUCAGAGCUCGGGAUGCUAAUACGCUUUCAAAACUAGGCCAAAUACUCCUAAAGGGCGACAACGUGUCGCUUAUUCAAGCUGUUCAGUGA
This is a messenger RNA of Aspergillus calidoustus, 348 nucleotides long. The record is from the annotation of a GenBank genome assembly. NCBI's taxonomy places the organism in Eukaryota, Fungi, Ascomycota, Eurotiomycetes, Eurotiales, Aspergillaceae.